Messenger RNA from Solanum pennellii, 825 nucleotides. RefSeq lists its product as uncharacterized. The record is from RefSeq and is a predicted model, not a curated record. The transcript is spliced from 4 exons. NCBI's taxonomy places the organism in Eukaryota, Viridiplantae, Streptophyta, Magnoliopsida, Solanales, Solanaceae. The coding region runs from base 1 to 825 and encodes 274 amino acids.
AUGAUCAUAGCGAAGGAGCUCGAAAUACAAAGAUUAAAGCCCAAAUAUGGAAACAAAUUGGACGGUUUCAAGGCUGAAGAAUAUUGGUUGAAUAAAAAAGGAUGUCCAAUUGGAACUGUUCCUAUACCUAAAAUGACAAAAGAGCAACUACAAAGUGCUACUAGACAUGUCCCUUCAAGAUUUGGUCAUGAAUACUUUGGAUAUAAUUGGAUUGAUGUGCAUCCAAGUUUGAAUGGUGAUACCCGAACUCAUAUGUAUACCAAGUGGACUGUGGAUGGUCAUCAAAAAACAGGAUGUUACAAUACUAAGUGUCCAGGAUUUAUUCAAUUAAGUCGAGUAAUACCAAUUGAUUAUGCUUUUCCAAGAACCUCAGAGAUACAAACAGAUUACAAAGAGGAAGUGCUUCUAAGGCUUUAUCAGACGAAAUAUUUUGAUUAUCAUCUUACAAUGCCGGUGAUGAACGAGGAGAUAGGAAUGUGGCCAUAUGAAGUAUUUGACAAAUUGAGUGCAAAUGCCGCGGAUUUAGUGCAAUUUGGAGGGAAAGUGUACACCCCAGGAGGCCAAGAUGUUAGCCCUGCAAUGGGAAAUGGUCAAUUUAAAGGAGGAUAUUGGCAGCUUACUUGUUAUAUGCGCAAAGUACUAUAUGAAAUAGAAGUCGAUGGACAGAAAAAACAAGUAGUGCCAGAUGAUUCUAAGAUUAGAUCUCAAGAUUCCAGGUGCUACUAUGAAGGCAAUCAUUAUAAUGCCAACGAUGGUUAUUGGGACUAUAACUUCUUAUUUGGGGGUAAAGGUGGUAAAGAUCAAUGGGAACCUUGUAUUUAUUAG